Molecule: messenger RNA, 441 nt
Organism: Seminavis robusta
Lineage: Eukaryota; Bacillariophyta; Bacillariophyceae; Naviculales; Naviculaceae
Source: the annotation of a GenBank genome assembly
AUGAGAAAUGGUCUACACUGGAAACUCUUGGCAGCUAUGGAUUAUCACUAUAGUGCACCUUACGAAUUCCAGCAGUCGCAUAGCUAUGGGAAUGGAUUGUCAACCAAACCACUAGAAUGCACAACCUCCAAUGGGACUCGGAAGUGGUCCUCCUGUAAUAUUCCACAAGCUGACUUCAACCUACAGCUGGGCUUGGUGAUGGGAAAGCACCUGGAAUAUAGCACUCAUUCGGGUCCAAGCAUGUUUCAUAGGAAGCCCACCGAGUAUUACAGUUCUCUCCGUGCCAACUCUAAGCCAGUGGUAUGUAUACUGGUAUUGCCGACAGCUGAUACUUCCAACAGGUGCCACGCGGUAGUGCCUCACAGGACAUCAUCAUCAUGCUUCCCGGCAUCUUGGGAAUCCAAAGGCAUGAACAGACCGCUGGCAUCGAUCCUGACUUAG